Messenger RNA from Tribolium madens (black flour beetle), 1176 nucleotides. RefSeq lists its product as uncharacterized. Bases 46 to 1176 code for a protein of 376 amino acids. The transcript is spliced from 3 exons. NCBI's taxonomy places the organism in Eukaryota, Metazoa, Arthropoda, Insecta, Coleoptera, Tenebrionidae. The record is from RefSeq and is a predicted model, not a curated record.
CCAAUCGAAUGGAUACAAAAUGCAAUUCAAGAACUGUUGACGUAUAUGUUUAGAGGAUUUGCAUGUGAUGACUAUGUCGGCUUAGUUCUUGAAAAUGAAGAAUUCCCCGAGCGACCUGUGUAUAUUUCUUUCCGAAAAUUAUCGCAAUACAAUGUCGCAAUGGUGAUGGAAACUAUUGCAAAUGUUCUUCAGAGCAAUCGUGCUUUCUUUGUGAAUGAUCGUUUGUCGGUACGGGUGGACAGGGUGGCUUUACCUGUGGGAAAAGGAUUUCGUACCGCCACUGAUGGAUUAGCCGUAAGUUAUGAAGAACAUUGCCUUAGUAAAAAUAGUAUAUAUGUUAUUGAAAAUGAUAACAAUAAUUGUUUGGCGUUAGCAUUAGUAGUUGCAAGAGAGUAUUGCAAUAGUAAUUUUAAAAGAUCCGCUUUAGAAAAAUUUAAAGGGAGAAACGGGAGAAAUCUUUUAGAACAGUUAGGUGUUGAGUUAUGUAGAGAGGCGGAUGUCGAUUUAGCAAAUGGAGGUAAUUACACACAUGUUGAGAAAUUUCAAAAAUAUUUGGCAAAGUAUACAGUUAUUGUAUACGACGAUAGAAUGGGUCGAUCAGUGUACUAUGUCGGUCCACGGGCUCAAGGAAAGCCAAGUUUAAAUUUGUUAUUCGAGGAAAAUCAUUUCAAUGUGAUUCUAAGCYCAACCGGAGCGUUUGCGACAGCGUAUUUCUGUGAUCUUUGCCGUGUACGAUAUUCACGUCGUGAUCGUCACAAAUCUUGCCCUUACACGUGCCCUUGUUGUUUAGAAAAACCACCUUGUAAUUUGAUUCAUAGCGAUAAAAAAUGUCAAAAUUGUCAAAGAAAUUUUCGGGGUGUCCAAUGUUUUGAAAAUCAUUUAAAAAAAAAWUUAUGCGAGAAAAUAAAAAAAUGUCCAACAUGUUUAACUUUUGUAAAAAUUGAUUCUAAAAGUUCAAAACAUAUUUGCGGAAUGAAGUUUUGCCGUACCUGCGSUGUUAACAGACCAAUAAGGCAUUUUUGUUUCAUGAAGCAAAACAAGAUUAAUGAAAAUAAGCAAAUAGACAAUCAGCAUAAUUACUUAUUCGUUUAUUACGAUUUUGAAACAAGGCAAGAAAAAAAUAUCAAUAAUGCGUACCUACACGAAAUAGAAUUCAAAUGGUUUAAAAUCGCAUAA